AUGAAUCCUCUCAACUUAAGGUCGUCAAACAUAUUCUCCGAUUUGGGCCCUGGUACUCCAUUAUAUCACAAGACAGUCUUCAAAGAUGAAGAGACUUCUAUCAGAAAGAACCCGCCGUGGAUGACCCGGGCGUCAAGCAUACUACCCUUAGUCAUGCAUUACAUCACAUCGACCGGCAUUGCCCUCACGCUUAUGUAUUAUAUGAACAAUCGUCCCUUCAACUCUACCCAUCGUAGGCCACUUGUUCAAACGAUUGAUGGAAAAUUGCCAACAUCAUUCUCUCUCACACAAUCAGACAUUGUUACGGUCCUGUCCUCUCUCCUUGUGGUCCAGAAAUGGGCGCUCAUGGCAUGGGUAGUCCCACUUUGUUGGUCCAUUACCAUCUUUCUAAUGGAAAGAAAUGGUCUGCAUCGCCAAGAUCUUAAAGCGCUGGUCAAGUACCGAGUGCUCAUGCCACAAACCUACACAGCAAGCAUACACACGCUCAUAAUCGGCACUUUGUUAUUGAUCAGUUUGGCCGCAAAUCUGACGUCUCCGAUUAUAACGGGCUCCAUAGCUUGGGAUCCACGGAACACACCUAUAAGCUGCUUGUCGACUACACCCAUCCACUUUCUGGAAUUUGAAGAUGAGUUCGCAUCGGUAGUUCCCGGGCCAUUUAUCGAUAUGUAUCUGAAGAGUGCCACGUUUCGACAGAGCUUGGCUCAUUGGGGCCCAAGUCUGGUCAACAUUGCUUGGGGGCGUGCCUCUGAGAAAGGACUCUUUAAAAGAGUCUCAAAGUUUGUGGAACUGCUAGCAAUCAACAGUACUAUUGAAACGGUUGCCCUCCCAUACUUCACCACCGAUUCCAUACAAUGGAUACGUAACCCAAGCGAGCUGCCCGACUACAUCAGAAACAUGCACCCCGAGGACGUUAUGUACGCAUCGUUGAAUCUAUCACCGGGGGGAAACGUUACAAUAGUCGCGGGAGCUGCAUUGUUGAUACCGAAUCUAUCUAAUCCCACCGGCUGGUCGAUCAACCCAUGGGCUUCUAGAACGAUAGAAGAGAAACGCCUAUUAAUUUAUGCAGCUGGCUCAAUUGAAAAAAUGAGUCCCAUGGCAACUCGAAGACUACCCAAGGACACAUACAUAUACGUAGAUGAAGCUAACAUGGACACAUUUUUAUUCGCUUGGAUCACUUUUAGAGCUGGAGCGGGAAGAUGCAAAGAUUAUCAGUGUAUCAUUUCAUCCCGUUCCACGAUACAAAACAAUGACCAAAUUGCCCUUGAGCCGCAUUCACUCGCCUUUCAAGCUUUGGAGAUGGCAGCCACAGUUGCAGCUGGUUUGGCCUACCAAAAUACCUCUAUUCCCUACAUUUCAGAGAACCUCAACGAUUAUAUCGAGGCAAUUCUACUUCGCUCAUACUCAGCUGCAUGGAACUCCAUCGCAAAUUUCGUGUCAACGUCGCAAAUUGUCUCAGGCUACCAUCCCGCCUUGCCCGUCCUAGUCGCCAAGGUCAACAAAGCACGUGUGUUUGGGUGGUUGGGACUUCAACUGUCCGUUACGCUUUUCAGCAUUGUUUUCCUAGUUUUGCAACAAAGAACUUCCAAUUUUUCACCGAUUGGAGACGUUACCCUCGCUGCGUUCUACUUGGACACUACAAGUCUCCCAGAAAGUGACAGUCCAUACGCUUACGUCAAUGGAGCACUCAAGGUCUACGACGAAGACGAUCGGCUGAAAGUAAAAGUGGUCCGAGAUUUGGAUAAGGUUGCGUGA
Rhizoctonia solani is the source of this 1752-nucleotide messenger RNA. RefSeq lists its product as uncharacterized. The record is from RefSeq and is a predicted model, not a curated record. Bases 1 to 1752 code for a protein of 583 amino acids. Lineage: Eukaryota; Fungi; Basidiomycota; Agaricomycetes; Cantharellales; Ceratobasidiaceae. The transcript has a single exon.